CAUAAAUAAAUCCAAAACCCUUUUUUUUAUCUCCCUUUCUCCUCCCAUUUCUCUCGCCUCCUCCUCCUCCUCCUCCUCUUCCUCCGUCUUCCAAAACCCCCGUUCCCAUUUUUCUCUGCAAAAAUGAGGUCCCAAAUCUUGAGAUCUGUGCAAUCAGCCGCUCACAAAUCCAACUAUACCCGCAAUUAUGCAUCCUCCGCCGCUAAUCCUGAGCGCAAGGUCACCAUUCUCGGCGCCGCCGGUGGGAUCGGCCAAUCUCUCUCCAUGCUUAUGAAGCUCAACCCUCUUGUUUCCACCCUCUCUCUAUACGAUCUCGCUGGAACUCCCGGUGUUGCCGCCGAUGUUAGCCACAUUAACACCCGCGCUGAGGUUGUUGGUUAUGCAGAGGACAGUCAAUUGGGGAAGGCACUAGAGGGAUCGGAUGUUGUUAUCAUUCCUGCUGGUGUGCCCAGGAAGCCUGGUAUGACACGUGAUGACCUCUUUAACAUCAAUGCCGGUAUUGUGUCAAAUCUCUGCAAAUCUGUUGCCAAGUAUUGCCCUAAUGCUAUUGUCAACAUGAUUAGCAACCCUGUGAACUCAACAGUGCCUAUUGCCUCUGAGAUAUUCAAGAAAGCUGGAACUUAUGAUCCCAAGAAGUUGUUUGGUGUGACAACUCUGGAUGUGGUUAGGGCUAGAACUUUCUAUGCUACAAAGGCUGGCCUUCCAGUUGCAGAGGUCAAUGUCCCUGUUGUUGGAGGACAUGCUGGCAUAACCAUUCUCCCAUUGUUUUCUCAAGCUUAUCCACAAGCCAACCUCUCAGAAGAUAUUAUUGAAGCUCUUACAAAGAGAACACAAGAUGGAGGAACCGAGGUGGUUCUUGCAAAGGCCGGAAAGGGUUCAGCCACAUUGUCUAUGGCUUAUGCUGGAGCCUUAUUUGCCGAUGCCUGCUUGAAGGGACUUAAUGGUGUUCCAGAUGUUGUGGAGUGUUCAUAUGUAGCGUCGACUAUCACUGAAUUGCCUUUCUUUGCUUCUAAGGUGAGAUUAGGGAAGGAUGGAGUGGAAGAAAUCUUUGGACUGGGCCCCCUCUCUGAGUUUGAGCAAAAAGGUCUGGAUAACCUCAAGGCUGAACUCAAAUCAUCCAUCGAAAAGGGAAUUGAGUUUGCCAACAAAAAUUGAGAGUUGUGACAAACAUAGUUCAUGUUUUAGGAAUCGAGCUAUUUAAGAUUUUAGCUAUAGUAAACCGCAUAAUUUUGCUCGUUGCCAUCAUUUGAAUGAUCUGCUGUUUUUGCAUGGCUGGAUUGAAUGAUCUGCCGUUUUUGCAUGGCUGGAUUGAAAUGUUAAUAAGAUGUAUGAACCUUACCAUUUGCUGGGAUCAAUUGGAAAACUUGUGAGUUUUUUAA
Spinacia oleracea (spinach) is the source of this 1379-nucleotide messenger RNA. Its product is annotated as malate dehydrogenase 1, mitochondrial. The record is from RefSeq and is a predicted model, not a curated record. Bases 124 to 1155 code for a protein of 343 amino acids. Gene Ontology annotation, molecular function: L-malate dehydrogenase (NAD+) activity. Gene Ontology annotation, biological process: tricarboxylic acid cycle; malate metabolic process. NCBI's taxonomy places the organism in Eukaryota, Viridiplantae, Streptophyta, Magnoliopsida, Caryophyllales, Amaranthaceae. The transcript is spliced from 7 exons. Gene Ontology annotation, cellular component: cytoplasm; mitochondrion.